This is a messenger RNA of Centruroides sculpturatus (bark scorpion), 2977 nucleotides long. RefSeq lists its product as uncharacterized. Gene Ontology annotation, molecular function: protein serine/threonine phosphatase activity; cation binding; mitogen-activated protein kinase binding. Lineage: Eukaryota; Metazoa; Arthropoda; Arachnida; Scorpiones; Buthidae. Gene Ontology annotation, cellular component: nucleus; cytosol. Gene Ontology annotation, biological process: protein dephosphorylation. Bases 126 to 2036 code for a protein of 636 amino acids. The transcript has 6 exons. The record is from RefSeq and is a predicted model, not a curated record.
UAAGAGUCACGUGCGCAGACGUCAUUUUCGAAUCGGUCCAAUGGUCUCCCGCGAUAAGCGAUGACGUCAGGCGGACUAGAAUUGAAUAGAAAAGGGUGCGACUGGUUCGGAGAUUUUUCCUUAACAUGGCACCCACGAUCGGUGUUAAUUUAAGAGUUACGGGACACUGUAAUCAGGGUGGUAGGAAGUAUAUGGAGGACGCUUUCGUCGUCGCCUAUCAGCAAACGGAAGACGAAAAGGAUUUAGAAUAUGCCUACUUUGGUAUCUUCGACGGACACGGUGGACGCGAAGCAGCAUUGUUUGCCAAAGAACAUUUGAUGGAUUACAUCGUCAAUCAGAGGAAUUUCUGGUCGAAAGACGACGAUCUCGUGUUAAAAGCUAUCAAAGAUGGUUUCUUGGCCACCCAUCUCGCUAUGUGGAAAGAAGUUGGAAAAUGGCCCAAGACGAUGUCUGGUCUACCCAGCACGUCGGGAACUACUGCUAGCGUGGCUUUCAUCCGAAGGGGAAAGAUGUACAUUGGUCACGUUGGCGACUCAAGAAUCAUUCUCGGCUGUCAGGAUCCAGAUUCAGAUAUGUGGUUACCUCAGCCACUUACUAAAGACCAUAAACCAGAAUCUCCUGCCGAAAAGGAACGUAUUUAUAGCGUAGGAGGGCUAGUAAUGAAUAAAGCUGGAGUAGAGAGAGUGGUUUGGAACAGACCUAGGCUCGGUCAUAAAGGACCAAUCCGCAGAAGUACGCAUUUUGACAAAAUACCAUUUUUAGCGGUGGCAAGAUCGUUAGGCGAUCUAUGGAGUUACAACUAUCAACAAGGAGAAUUUGUAGUGAGUCCAGAACCUGACGUAUGUGUUGUUACUCUUGAUCCUAAAAGAGACAGAUGUGUUAUUCUCGCAUCCGACGGAUUGUGGAAUAUGGUGACUCUAUGGGAUGCCGUUCGCUUAGUACAAGAUGCCGAACAGGAAAACGAACGUUACAUUCUUGAAUCGGCACAUAAAUCAUCUAUAAACAAGCAGGCUAAUAAUCCAUCUAAACUCUUGGUUGAUCGAGCUCUGAAUCGUUGGUAUAACUUAAAAAUGAGAGCUGAUAAUACUAGCGUUGUUACAGUAUUGUUAGAUCCGCCAGGACCUCCUAAAAGUGAAGUUUUACUCAGGCAAAGGGUAAUGCAGAAAUUACGUCCAAGAGAUGAAAUUGAUCCAUCCGGAGGUCAAGUAGAAGGAGAUAGUUGUUAUGCUAAAUCUAUUAGAAAAACCGAACCAGAACAACAAGAGGAUUGGCUCCAUAAGAAAAAACUUGAUUUUUCGGAAAGUCGUAAUACUUACCUACCGAAACCAGUUGUUCUAUCGCCAAAGAGUGUUGUUACAAAACGUGUAAUGGCAGAUAAACAUUCAGAAUGUAAUUCGUGUUCCUCACCUAUAUGUAGACAAGAAACAUGUAAGGAACAAAGUUCACAUAAACUAGAAGAAUUUGAUUCUUUAGAUAAUGCAUUGUCUAAUAAUUCUGACAUUGAGUGCUCAAGAUUAAAACCAGUGUCUAAUCAAAAUUACGUCGAUUCAGUUGCUAAUGCCUGGUUAGAAAAGAAGACAGAAGCAAAAUUAAGCAUUAAAGAUGUAUGUUUAAGGAACUCUCUGCAGUCUAGUGAGAUUUCUGGUAAGGAGCAAAGACGAUUAUCAUCAGAUAGGGAGAACAAAUUUAGUGGUGAAAAACACUGUUCAUCUGAGAUAAACUCUACAGAUAUGGAUGGUAUCAAACAGAGUACUCAAUCAGAUGAUGAACAGGAAGGAGAAGGAGAUGACGAUGAAGAAGACAGACGGAAAUCUGAAGACGAUAAAUCAGAGGUUAUAGUGGGUGUAAAACGAAAAUUUUCAGUAGACAACUAUGGUUCUAAUUCGUCGGCACCUCCACUUAAACACCUGUGUGCACACAACCGUAACCAAAGUUGGACAAGUGAUAAUUUUUCUAGCUGUCGAAUUGCAGCAAGGGCAAUAUCCAGUCCACACUGCACGAGGACUCGACACAGACUUCGUAAAAUGAAAGCAUAAUUUAAUUGAUUUUUGUACAGUAUAAAGAUUUAACAUGCGUCGCAUGAAGAAAUUUCUUAGAUACAGCCGUGCACAAAAUUAAAAAUCUGUAUAGAUUUUCUUAUGCUGGCGAAUAUGAAUCUACUUUAAGUAUAUAAUUCAAAUGUGUUUCAAGAAGACAGCUUGUAAGUGAACAUAUUUAAUACAAUAGUAUUAAUAAUUAAAUAUUUCUUUCGCAAAAGUAGAUGAAGAGAUGAAUUUUUUUUAUCUGUGCAACUUUUUUACAGAACUAAAUUAUACCUCAUUUGAGUUGUAUCUAAAUCCUCUAUUGAGGAAUAGAAGUCAUUGACUUGCUCAUUUUUAAGAAACUUGUAUCGACAGUAAACAGUAUAUAUGUAUAUGCAUAUAUAUGUUUAUACUAUAAACUGUUGACUACGAAUGAUGAUUAAUUAGCUCGUAAGAUGUUUCAAUGUGUUAGUAAAUAGACGACCAAUCAAAUGACCUCAUACAAACAGUUAGGUGCUCAUGAUCCACUGUUUGAGCCCUGUUAAAAAGGUUUUUAAAUAGAUUGUAAUUAUUUAUUUGAUGCACAUAACUAGGUUUAGAAAUACAGUAUAACUUUACUAGAGUUAAGAAUAGUAUCCAGUUAUUUUUAUAAAAUUCUCUCCGAUAAUUGGGGGAAAACAAAAAUAAAAAAAAUGAUUUCAAUUGUAAUCUUUAGAAGAAUCUCAGAUUCCUCUAUGCCAAAUUUUCUGUCUUCUAAAGACAGUUGACUAAUUCUUGUAGCGUAAUUACAAUCAUUUCACUCAUUGCAGUUAUCGCUACAUAUCUGUAGCUGUUAAAGACAUGCAAAAUAAAAAAAAAAGAACCCAUCCAGGUGUAAAAUGAGGAAUGUUGCAGGUACUUUGGAAUAACUUAUCCUUUUCAUAAUGCAAUAUAAUUUUGUAAUGACAGUCAUAUCA